AUAUAACAAUUAUACGACUCGUGCACUUUCUCCUUCGACGACGAUAACCCAAAACUCGAACCCAAAGUUGAAUACGAAUCACAACACAGACCAAAGACCUCAGCUAAACUCAGAAACCCCAAUUCCGAAACCCUAAAAUCCCCACACCCCAAAUCCCACAGAUCCCCAAACCAUGGCGUAUGUAGAUCACGCAUUUUCCAUUACCGACGAAGACAUAAUGAUGGAGACCUCCUACACCGUCAACAACAAACCCCCAAUCAAAGAGAUCGCUCUCGCCAUCGCCCUCCUCGUCACAGGAACCCUCGGCAUUGUAAUCGGCAGCCUCAUGGCCUACAACCACGUCGGCGGUGACAAAGCUCACGGCUUGUUCUUUGCGAUUCUGGGUGGGAUCCUGUUCAUUCCGGGGUCCUAUUACACGCGGAUUGCUUACUAUGCUUACAAAGGUUACAAGGGCUUCUCUUUCUCCAACAUACCGCCUGUGUAGCAGCUCCUUUACUCUUCACAUGUGGUUCAUGUAUAUGGGGAGCAUUGGCAACAUGGUCUCAUCUACUGGGUGAGACUCUUGUGGACUCAUUGUAGUAUUUUGCACAUUAUCUUUGGUCUUGUCUGCAGUCUACUUUCUGGGUGCCAUUGUUUUUUCUGUUAUACAGUUGCAUGCGAAGCUGCAGUUACUUACUUCUAAGUGAGUUGGUGGCUUUGAAAGAUCCAUUUGUGUUGGAGCUUGUUGAUUGUGUUUGUGUUUCACUUGCCAGUGUCUUGUCCACCUUGUAUGUAUUUUGUUAGGACUUUCACAAAACUAUGUUCUUUAUGAAU
Molecule: messenger RNA, 813 nt
Organism: Fragaria vesca subsp. vesca
Lineage: Eukaryota; Viridiplantae; Streptophyta; Magnoliopsida; Rosales; Rosaceae
Product: transmembrane protein 230-like
Exons: 4
Coding region: 173-484 (103 amino acids)
Cellular component (GO): endomembrane system
Source: RefSeq, a predicted model, not a curated record